Molecule: messenger RNA, 1032 nt
Organism: Micromonas commoda
Lineage: Eukaryota; Viridiplantae; Chlorophyta; Mamiellophyceae; Mamiellales; Mamiellaceae
Exons: 1
Coding region: 1-1032 (343 amino acids)
Source: RefSeq, a predicted model, not a curated record
AUGCCAGCGAUUUGGAACGUGAGUGGGCCGCUCCCGGAUGUGGACGUCGAGGUCGGGGUGACGGAGGACGCGUCGAGCAAGGGGACGAAGCGGAAGAGAGCCCCUCCCACGAAGGGGCCAUGCGAGCACGGGGUGAAGCCCCGGUCGAAGUGCAAGGUGUGCAGCGCUUGUCCGCACGGGAAGAGGCGCUCUGAGUGCAAGGAGUGUGGCGGGUCUCAAAUCUGCGAGCACGGUCGUCGGCGCACACAGUGCAAGGAGUGCGGUGGGUCUCAAAUCUGCGAGCACGGUCGUGUACGCUCUACGUGCAAGGAGUGCGGUGGGUCUGGACUCUGCGAGCACGGUCGUGAGCGCUCUCGGUGCAAGGAGUGUGGUGGGCCUGGAAUCUGCGAGCACGGUCGUGUACGCUCUCGGUGCAAGGAGUGCGGUGGGUCUCAAAUCUGCGAGCACGGUCGUCAGCGCUCUAAGUGCAAGGAGUGUGGUGGGGGCUCAAUCUGCGAGCACGGUCGUAUACGCUCUACGUGCAAGGAGUGCGGUGGGUCUCAAAUCUGCGAGCACGGUCGUGAGCGCUCUAAGUGCAAAGAGUGCGGUGGGGGCGCAAUCUGCGAGCACGGUCGUAUACGCUCUACGUGCAAGGAGUGCGGUGGGGGCGCAAUCUGCGAGCACGGUCGUGAGCGCCAUAGGUGCAAGGAGUGCGGUGGAUCUGGAAUCUGCGAGCACGGUCGUCGCCGCUCUCAGUGCAAGGAGUGCGGUGGGUCUGCAAUCUGCGAGCACGGCCGUCACCGCCAAUACUGCAAGGAGUGCGGUGGGGGCUCAAUCUGCGAGCACGGUCGUAUACGCUCUACGUGCAAGGAGUGCGGUGGGGGCGCAAUCUGCGAGCACGGUCGUCAGCGCCAUAGGUGCAAGGAGUGCGGCGGGGCCUCAUUCUGCGAGCACGGUCGUCAGCGCUCUCGUUGCAAGGAGUGCGGUGGGUCUGGAAUCUGCGAGCACGGUCGUCGCCGCUCUACGUGCAAGGAGUGUCGCGCCGCGAAUUAA